AUGCAGAUCCUUAUUGUUAUUCUAUUAAAUUUAAUUAUUUACAAAUGUUGCUGUUCGAAUUCUUCGUGUUUACCGUGUGCAUCCACACUUUAUAAAUCAUGUUAUCAUUGCGUUAAUAAAUUUUCCAUGAAUUAUAUUUAUAUCGAAAAAGUUUCUAUCAUUUGUAAUUUAACAAAAAAUCAUCAUAAUCAUAUUUUUCAAGAGCAACAACGUUUCUAUUCGACUAUUAAAUAUUUUUCAAUGAAACGUUGCACAAUGCGAACUUUCUAUUUCGAUCAAUACACGCUAUGGAAUUAUCUUGAAACGAUCUCAAUUAGCAAUGCUCAUCUAACGCGUCUAUCGCCUGUCAUUUUUAAUCGAUCAUUAUCGUUCUCGCCUGUUUUAUAUAGUAUAAAAACAUUGAACCUUUCACAUAAUUCAAUACGUAUUAUUGACAAGAAUUUUUCACAUUAUUUUCCAUCAUUAGAAAAACUUGAUUUUAGUUACAAUCGACUGGUUCUUAUUCGAAAGAAAACAUUUAUUAAUUUAGUAUAUUUACAAGAGCUUUAUCUUAAUAACAAUAAUUUAAAACAAAUUUUCUCGACUACUUUUCCACGUCAACCAUUAGGCUUAAUUAACUUAAAUUCGAACCGUUGGCAUUGCUCAUGUACAAACGUAUUAACACUUUCAAUUAGCCGACCCAUACCAACGUGUCAAUCACCAAUUCAAUAUAAAAAUCACAAUGUUGACGAUAUUGCACGGCAAUGUUUUCUUCGUUCAAAAGCAAUUAUUUUAAUUACUACUAAUAUUGAUGAAGGGCAAAAUUUAACAUGCUCGUUAUCAUCAACUGUUGACACGUGGAAAAAUAGAAUAAAUAAAAAUGUUACACUCGUGUCGGCUUGGCAUAUAGAACAACGUCGGCCAAUCUCAAUAGAAUUUCUUUAUGCUUUAAGUAAAAACCUCGAAAAAUAUCUAAUCUGUUUCGAUUUAAAUUCUUCUCAAUCGGAAUCUAUACAUACAAUAAUUCCGCUUGCAUUGAAAUUAUCUUCAUUAAAUUAUACACAUCAAAAUAAAACUUUCUUCAUGCCUGUCACAACCAAUCCAACAUUUAUCAUCGUAAAAGCUGAAAGACAACUUCCCGAUAUUUUCCUUUGGUUAUUAAAUGCAAGUAAAAAUGUUCUACCGGAACAUAUUCGAACGUCCGACAAACAAGUUCUAAUUGUUUGGUUAAUACUUCUUACCAUCGUGUUAUUUAUUUUAUCGAUUCUCCUUUAUUUUGUUUAUCGUCAACGCCAGAAAGCAGCAAGCUAUCAAAUCAAUUCACAUUUUCAUCGUUGCGAUGACGAUUCUCUUCGUCAUCCGCCCUUAAUUAAUCUUAAAUGUGCUUGUAAAACUCAUAAAUGUCUAUGUCAAUACCACCGGCAUAUAGAUUCCACAAUGUGUUUAGCAGAAAUCAAAUCUUCAAAAUCGGUUAUCGUAUCAAAUCCCGACUCGAUCAAUACGAAUACUCGACCGUUAUUAAUCAAACCAUCUGAACUAUGCCAUGCAAAAAUUAAACGAAUAUCGCCAAUAAAACAAUUCGAUAAAGAUUAUCUAGCAGGACAAUUUCGAACUACAGUAAGAUUAAAAUCCUUACCGAAUUGA
This is a messenger RNA of Rotaria socialis, 1623 nucleotides long. The record is from the annotation of a GenBank genome assembly. NCBI's taxonomy places the organism in Eukaryota, Metazoa, Rotifera, Eurotatoria, Philodinida, Philodinidae.